CGAACAGAAUAAAGAAUUUCUCAACUGAUAUGGGACUUCCUCGUGGUGCUCUGAUUACUAGAUUGGUGAAAAGGAACAAUAUUGAUCUUGCAACUUAUAGGCUUCAAAAGAUAAAAGCUGGAACUACACUGAACAAGGCUUCUUUCGAAAAUAUGCAUUAUGAGCUCAAGAGUAGCAUUUGGACGAAGAAAGGAGAUCAACCGAUGGAACAACGAGGGGAUGAAGAUGAAGGAGAUGUAGACCAGAGCAUGGAAGGGCAAGAGGAAAAAGGACAUAGAAGUCAAAGCUAGAGGCCUUUUCAAGUCACAAUGCAAAGAACUCACCUGGAAACCUUAGAGCUUAAGGUUGAUGAGAUGAGGCAGCUGCACACUGAUUUUUAUGAUUUUCGAAAUGAAAUGAGAGGAUGUAU
This is a messenger RNA of Rubroshorea leprosula, 409 nucleotides long. NCBI's taxonomy places the organism in Eukaryota, Viridiplantae, Streptophyta, Magnoliopsida, Malvales, Dipterocarpaceae. The record is from the annotation of a GenBank genome assembly.